Messenger RNA from Rhinocladiella mackenziei CBS 650.93, 972 nucleotides. RefSeq names its product 60S acidic ribosomal protein P0. Lineage: Eukaryota; Fungi; Ascomycota; Eurotiomycetes; Chaetothyriales; Herpotrichiellaceae. Gene Ontology annotation, cellular component: cytosolic large ribosomal subunit. Gene Ontology annotation, biological process: cytoplasmic translation; ribosomal large subunit assembly; ribosome biogenesis. The transcript is spliced from 4 exons. Gene Ontology annotation, molecular function: structural constituent of ribosome; large ribosomal subunit rRNA binding. The record is from RefSeq and is a predicted model, not a curated record. The coding region runs from base 1 to 972 and encodes 323 amino acids.
AUGGGGGGCAAAUCCGGAACAAAGGCUGUCUACUUCGACAAGCUCAAGGGCUUGCUCGAUGAGUACAAGUCCAUCUUCAUCGCACGUCCUCCCCGAGAUAGAAAUCAGGUCAGCGUCGACAAUGUCUCCUCGCAACAGAUGCAUGAAAUUCGCCAGUCUCUUCGCGGUGAAGCUGUGGUUCUAAUGGGCAAGAAUACCAUGGUUCGUCGGGCUCUCAAGGGAUUCAUCCCGGACAGCCCGGAAUAUGAACGUCUCCUCCCUCAUGUGAAAGGAAAUGUGGGCUUCAUUUUCACCAACGGCGACCUCAAGACCAUUCGUGACAAAGUUCUGAGCAACCGAGUCGCGGCCCCUGCUCGUGCUGGGGCCGUUGCCCCUGGCGAUGUCUACGUCCCAGCCGGAAACACUGGCAUGGAACCUGGCAAGACUUCUUUCUUCCAGGCUCUUGGUGUUCCUACAAAGAUUGCUCGUGGAACCAUUGAAAUCACCACCGAGCUGAAAUUGGUCGAAGCCGGCGCCAAAGUUGGGGCUUCAGAAGCCACACUUCUCAACAUGCUGGGCAUUUCUCCUUUCACUUAUGGCAUGAAGGUUACACAAGUUUAUGAAGAAGGUCAAACCUUCUCUCCAGAUGUGUUGGAUGUCGAGGAAAGCCAACUGCUCAAAUCGCUGUCUUCCGCCAUUACAACCAUCACCACCAUCUCGCUUGCUGCCAACUACCCCACUCUUCCUUCUAUCAUCCACAGCUUGGUCAACGGAUACAAGAAGGUCAUUGCAGUUGCUAUCGAGACCGACUACAGCUGGGAGGCGAUCGAGGAGCUCAAGGACCGCAUUGCCCACCCUGAAGCUUAUGCUGCCGCCGCUCCUGUGGCUGCCGCUGCCACUGAAGAGGCUGCUCCCGCUGCGGCGGCGGAGGAAGAAAAGGAAGAGGAGAAGGAAGAAAGUGAAGACGAAGGCUUCGGUGGAUUGUUCGACUAA